AUGGGAUUCCGAGAUCUUAUUAAUUUCAAUAAGGCAAUGCUUGCCAAGGCUACUAAUUCCAAGGCUUCCCCUGUUUUUGAGGUGCUCGUCGAUUUGCUGUGGGAGAUCUGGUGCCAGCAAAAUAAUGCAAUCUUAAGGCAGCAGAAUCCAGACCCAAUCCAAGCUGUCGAGAACACCCUAACUCAGAGUCGGAUCUUGAUGAUUGUCGACCCAUCUGCGCAGGGUCAUCAAAAAUCAGCUUUGAGCCCAGAUCGACGAUGGACACCUCCUACAAAAGGUAGCAUCAAAUGUAACAUUGAUGGGACUUUUCAUUCAGGGAGUGCGGAAGGAUCAAUGGCGUAUAUUUCCAGGAAUUUUAAAGGAAUACUUACUAAUGUUUUUACUCGAAGCUCUCCAACACAAUCGGCCUUCCAGGCAGAGAUUUACGCCCUCAUUCUGUCGAUCCAACAUCUAAUCCAGCAGGCGCUUAAUCUGGAGCGCCUUUUCAUGGAGUCGAACUGCCUGCUGUUGGUGGAGAUUUUCGCGGAGAAGAAGACGCCGCCAUGGACGGAGCGCCACCUCUUCACUGAACUUGAAGAUUUGCUCACUCGAUGCCCUAAUCUCUCACUUCAGCAUUGUCACAGAGAAGCAAAUGCAGCUGCUGAUUGGGCUGCAAAAGCCCACCGAAAUCAAGGCCCGGCCCGCAACUGGAAUAUAUUCCCUCCUUUCAUUUUGCAGGAUAUUGUAUAUAGUGAUGCUUUAGCUUCUGGUUGUGUUCCUGUUUAA
Molecule: messenger RNA, 765 nt
Organism: Eucalyptus grandis
Lineage: Eukaryota; Viridiplantae; Streptophyta; Magnoliopsida; Myrtales; Myrtaceae
Exons: 2
Coding region: 1-765 (254 amino acids)
Molecular function (GO): RNA-DNA hybrid ribonuclease activity; nucleic acid binding
Source: RefSeq, a predicted model, not a curated record